This is a messenger RNA of Penicillium odoratum, 1050 nucleotides long. RefSeq names its product nitronate monooxygenase. The coding region runs from base 1 to 1050 and encodes 349 amino acids. Lineage: Eukaryota; Fungi; Ascomycota; Eurotiomycetes; Eurotiales; Aspergillaceae. The transcript has a single exon. The record is from RefSeq and is a predicted model, not a curated record. Gene Ontology annotation, molecular function: nitronate monooxygenase activity.
AUGAGUGCAAAAUUACUAUCGCGCUACCCAUGGGCAUUAAACCCCUUUAUCAUCAGCGCGCCGAUGCGUGUAAUGUCCGGCCCAACAUUGGCAGUCGCUGUCUCACGCGCCGGUGGCUUAGGAUUUAUCGGGCCUGGUAUCAAAACCAAAGAUAUUAGCAUUGACCUUGAAGAAGCAUCUGCUCUACUCCAAACAGGCGUCUCAUCGCCAAUACUCAACACUUUACCACUCCUACCGGUUGGAGUCGGCUUCCAGCUCUGGGGAGACGAUCUGAACGACGCCAUUACCGCGGUUGAGAAAUACAAUCCAUGUGCAGCUUGGUUAUAUGCCCCCAAAGAAAGUGCAAAAGAGUACGAGGAGUGGUCGCGCCAGAUCCGCCAAGUAUCUCCCCAAACCCAGAUCUGGAUCCAGAUCGGUACUUUAGGCGAAGCGAAGCAGCUUCUGCAGAUAUCUCAGAAGCCAGAUGUUAUUGUCGUGCAAGGAGCCGAGUCAGGAGGCCACGGUCGGGCGAACGAUGGUAUGGGAAUCAUGUCACUGUUUCCCGAGGUAGCGGACGCUGUUGCGAGCAGCCAAAUUCCCCUGGUAGCAGCAGGAGGGAUUGCUGAUGGUCGCGGGGUGGCAGCGGCAUUAUGUCUAGGUGCUUCGGGUGUAGCUAUGGGGACUCGGUUCCUAGCUGCCGAGGAAGCGCGCAUUAGUCGGGGAUACCAAAAUGAGGUCGUGCGUGCGUCAGAUGGGGCUGUGAACACGACGCGAACGCUGCUGUAUAACCAUCUCCGGGGUACGUUUGGGUGGCCGACUGCGUACAGUCCAAGGACUAUUAUCAACAAGUCUUUCGUGGAGUACCAGGAAGGCACUCCCUUUGAUGAGCUGAAGAGUCUUCAUGAUGAUGCUUUGAAGGCCGGUGAUGACGGAUGGGGGCCAGAUGGCAGGCUUGCGACGUAUGCAGGCGCAUCUGUUGGAUUGAUUCAUAAUGUUGCUAGUGCGGAAAAUAUUGUACGAGAAGUGCAGGAAGAUGCUGUGGAGAAAAUCCAGUCCUUGAGAUUUGACUGA